Molecule: messenger RNA, 1365 nt
Organism: Adineta ricciae
Lineage: Eukaryota; Metazoa; Rotifera; Eurotatoria; Adinetida; Adinetidae
Source: the annotation of a GenBank genome assembly
AUGCUACUAGGAGCUAAUCAACAACAGAAGCAAAAUUUACCCAGCAUUUAUAAUGUUUAUAGUCAAACAAGAAAGUAUUUAAUCCUUUAUAUCAUAAGUGGUCUCGGUUUUUUAUAUACAUUUGAUGAAACUGUUUACCUUCCAUCGAUGUCAACUAUCGUCAACGAGUUUCAGUCGACAGAGACGCUAGGUUUACUUACUGUUAGUAUCUAUCUAUUCACAGCCAGUCUUUCUGGUUUAUUAUGGGGAGUGUUAUCAGAUUUCUACGGACGUCGACCAGUGAUUAUCUAUGGAUUGAGUAUAUUUACUUUCUCUGUCAUUAUGUGCUAUUUUUCAACCAAUAUUUAUAUGUUUAUCAUCUGUCGUGCAAUACAGGGAGGUUUAAUUUCGAUAACAAUUGUUGUAGUACAAGGAAUAAUCAGCGAUCUGUAUGAGCCACGAGUUCGGGGAGUUGCAUAUGGAAUUUAUUACACUGCAUAUUUUACUGGAAAUGCUCUCGGACCAGUGAUCGGCGGACAAGUUUCUGCGUAUUUUGGAUGGAGAUCAACACUGUUAGUAGCUGCAUCAAUCUCAUUCGUUCUGCUUGUAAGUUAUGUCAUAUUUGUGCCGGAAAGUCAACAAUACGCGGUAAUGUGUGCAUAUGAAAAAGAACACGGAGGUAGUUUAUUGGAAUCUGAUGAGAUCUGUAAACCAACAUUCGUCAAUCCAUGUGCCAAUUUGUUGUAUCUGACUGACUCCACAGUUCUUCCUUACAGUGUGAUGCUUGUGGUGGGAUAUGUAUCUAUGAACUGGACCUUUCUAUUUCUUCCUCUCAAACUUUCCCAACCACCAUAUUCAUAUCGAGAAAAUACAGUUGGAAUAUUACUCACUAUGAGUGGAAUGGGCCUCAUUGCAGGUUCCCUCUGUGGGGGUAUUCUAUCGGAUCUGGCUGGUAAUAAACGCUUUUUGAUUUCUGCAAUUCCCGAAGCACGAAUCAUUCCUGGACUAAUAUUUUCUAUUUUGACCGUUGUUGGUUUGAUUUUGUAUGGCUGGACACUUCACUAUUAUUGGUCUGCUGCUCUGCUGAUCCUUGGCUCUGGUUUAUCCUGCUUUGGCCAAACAGCUGCUCGACCAGGAGUAAUGUCCUACUUUACUAUCAAAUAUCAACAGCAUGCCGGCGGCAUCAUUUCAGUGAAUAGCUGUUUACAACAAAUGAUGACAUCAGUGGCUUUACCAUUGACUGAUUAUAUCAUUAAUUUCAUGCGCCAAGGACCACUCUUCACAAUUUUAGCGACCUGCAAUCUCUUAUCAACGAUCGUUGUUGCUGUCAUCGUCUGGAGAAAAAUUCAUCUAGUAGUGAAUCUCGAGAAAAAGACGCUUCUUUGA